Molecule: messenger RNA, 752 nt
Organism: Mus musculus (house mouse)
Lineage: Eukaryota; Metazoa; Chordata; Mammalia; Rodentia; Muridae
Gene: Sprr2h
Product: small proline-rich protein 2H
Exons: 2
Coding region: 60-386 (108 amino acids)
Cellular component (GO): cytoplasm; cornified envelope
Source: RefSeq, marked validated
AAGACACUUGGUACUCAAGCUCUGGACUAAGGAGAACCUGAACCUAAGACUUCAGCAUAAUGUCUUACCAACAGCAGCAGUGCAAGCAGCCUUGCCAGCCUCCUCCUGUGUGCCCACCCCCUCAGUGCCCAGAGCCUUGUCCUCCCCCAAAGUGCCCAGAGCCUUGUCCUCCCCCAAAGUGCACUGAGCCUUGUCCUCCCCCAAAGUGCCCAGAGCCUUGUCCUCCCCCAAAGUGCCCAGAGCCUUGUCCUCCCCCAAAGUGCCCAGAGCCUUGUCCUCCCCCAAAGUGCACUGAGCCAUGUCCCCCUCCCUCAUACCAGCAGAAAUGCCCUUCUGUGCAACCUUCUCCACCAUGUCAACAGAAGUGUCCACCCAAGAACAAAUGAGGUCCUCAGCAGUCAUCAUGACAAGGGGAAGAGAAGAGUAUCCAUCUCAUGUACUUCCAUAGCAACACCUCCAUCUUCCCUCCAAAGCCAUUCAUGGAUGCCAAGAAACCCCUGUACUUCAGCCUUCCACCUCCAUGUGCCUGUGAUAACUCCUGAAAGGAAAGUCAUUUCCCUGUUUUUGCUGUCAAGCAGAUACUGAGAAUAGUCCUUCCUCAGCGCUUCACUGUCCCAGAUGCUCAGAAGGAAGAGUUGCAGCAGUCUACCCUGUUCCCACCCAGGACAUUUUUCAAAUCUUUCUGACAUUUUGCCAUAGUAGUGGUCAUUGUUUCUUAUUUCCUGAAUAAAAAGAACAAUCUUGUUGAUUGU